Messenger RNA from Sycon ciliatum, 2294 nucleotides. RefSeq names its product E3 ubiquitin-protein ligase TRIM45-like. The coding region runs from base 338 to 1594 and encodes 418 amino acids. Lineage: Eukaryota; Metazoa; Porifera; Calcarea; Leucosolenida; Sycettidae. The transcript is spliced from 2 exons. The record is from RefSeq and is a predicted model, not a curated record. Gene Ontology annotation, molecular function: zinc ion binding.
GUAUGGGGGACCGUACGGCAGCGUCCUGGCUGCAAAGUACUUCGCAAAGAUGCAUAGUAAAACCAAAGGAUCAAGGAAGCCCGACGUGCUUACUCAGAGUGGCGUUGUUUGCACAGGAGUUCGUUAGCUUCUUCAGUGCUGAAAUGAGGUGGUUGGCAGAUAUAAUUUUAUCGUCGAUCCUCUCUAUUACUAGGCUACCUUUUGCUGGUAUUAUCAGGCUCAAAUCGAGGGCACCGCUACGUCGUUGCUGACUCUCCUAUCAUCAGCUUUCCAGCAGCAGAAAGUAGAGAGAAACUCCUGCAUUAAUUCCGGCGUUCAAGCUAACAGAACUUGAGCCAUGGCUGCCAAGUGCACCGCAGAUGAAGUCGAAGAGCACUUACAAUGUGCGAUCUGUUUGGACACGCUGAGUGAUCCGCGCAUGUUAUCGUGCCAGCAUACAUUCUGCUUUGCUUGCUUGGAGAAGCUUCCAAAGGCAAGGGGAUUUGGUCAGGAUGCUGGGUUUGAGCUGUCCUGCCCAAGUUGCCGUGAGUCUCACGCCUUUCAGGACGUGACGGCGCUGGCCAAAAAUCGUCUCGUCGUUCAACUGCUGGAAACAUUGCAGUCACAGUCAGUGCAGAGCAUCCCUGUUCAUAUGUGUGAGGAGUGUGACAAGGACAAGCGAGCUGAUGGCUUCUGCCAGGAAUGCCAGAUGUACCUGUGUACCUUUUGCAUCAGCUACCAUCAGACAUCGAAACGAUUCAAGAAUCACGCUAUUCUGGCGUUGGCUGCCCUGGCAAGUAUGCAGAACAAGACUGACUGGUCCUCCCUGCAAAAACGUGAGCCCGUGUGUGAGCGACAUCACGGGGAAAAGAUGGAGGUGUUCUGCAAGCAGUGCCGGAGAGCAGCGUGCAUCAAGUGCACCAUCAUAGAACACAGGCAGUGUGAAUGCAUCAGCCUGGAAGAGGCAUGUACCGAGGCGAUAGAAGGCAUUGAGAAACAUAUCCAAGCUUUGUCCAAGGCGGCCAUCCGCCCCUUGAAGGGUGCCAUUGACAAAUAUCUGGCUGAGGAAGAGGAUUCCACCAUUGAUGCGCAGUGCACCGAGACAAAGCUGAAGGAGGACUUCGAACAGCUGCGGCUCUUCUUGAAUCGCUACGAGGACGAUCUGCUCAGGCAAAUUGCCGGAAAGCGCCAACAUGACAAGGAAGCACUGCAGAAGAAAGUGGCUCGACUUCGAGCUGAUCUUCACCGGGCUCAGCAGGUUGAAAGCGGUGCCAUGGAUCUGAUAAAGAACUUCAAUCGCACAACUAUCCUUGACCGUACUGCGGCCACCAUCCAAGACCUUAAGGAAACGUCUGUUCGCACGGAGGCCUCUGUGGCUCUACGUGAUUGGACUGCAUACCAUCUCCUUUAUCGAACGAGCUCUGUUCCAAAGGAUUUACCCUGCUGUCAGGUGUAUUCAAGGCCAGAUCUGCAGGAUGAAAAAGUCACCAGAAAGAGAGAUGCUCGAGCUGAACCAAUCAAGCAGCAGACUCUCCUGCUACCCAUGCUGACAGAGAGGAGAUUUUGUCCCAGACCAUACAGAUUCCUGAACUCCCGAGGAAUGACUGGUCCUUGAUCUAUCCGCCAUGAAAUCAUUCGCAUAAGCUCUCCUCUUUCUCAGUUCCAACCCAUUUUCAUCUGUGGCUAGUUCGGUUUUCGUUUAGUUCAACUCAGUAUUGUGGAGUUGCGUUGGUGUUUGAAACAGUUUGAUUUGAUCAAUAAGCAAUUAUCACUACAUGCAAUUAGACAGGGCCCAAGGUAGUAUGUAAGUGAUAACUUUACGACUUGGUGAUGAUUAAGUGAUACACAAACAGACAUGCACUAGACAUCUACAUGUAACUCAGAUGGUUAGAGCAUUGUUCAUGACAAGCAGAGUUCCGGGUCCUCGCCCUCCUCGGUGCACAUCUAUAAUCUGGCAUUUUUUUCUUUUUCAGGCAGUUCGCUUCCCUGACUGAUCCUUUCAAGUUUGGAUUACAUUUUUGUCCAAUGAUCAGUAUUCUUUUCACCGUGCUGUAAUCACAUUUUCUUGAUUGUCCAUCACAGCCUUAGCUUGUAUGAUUCGUUUAUUCUUUGAAGUACAAUAAAGCCAAUAUACGCUGGCGUCGAUUCAGCUGGUCCUCUUCAUCACAAUUAUCAAACCUACAUGUACAUGUAUAUACAGUCAAACUUCGUUAGGACGAACACUGAUAAGGCACCCUUUCCUUCAGUACGAGCUAGGGAAAAUCCUAUGGAUGGCCGGGCAUCAUAUCAAGUCAAAAUUAUUCGCUUACGAUGAA